Messenger RNA from Manihot esculenta (cassava), 1313 nucleotides. RefSeq names its product polyadenylate-binding protein 1. The record is from RefSeq and is a predicted model, not a curated record. Lineage: Eukaryota; Viridiplantae; Streptophyta; Magnoliopsida; Malpighiales; Euphorbiaceae. Bases 189 to 857 code for a protein of 222 amino acids. Gene Ontology annotation, molecular function: RNA binding. The transcript has 6 exons.
UUUGAAAAUUUACAAAUUAGCCUUUCUCCCCAAAUUCACCGAAUCCAUACACGUCACAGAACGCGCAUAAACCGACCUCCCGAUCCCUAGUUGGUUAGUACCUUUCUUUUUACCCCAAAUUGAAACCCCAAACCCUUAGCAGUUAGGCUCAGCCCCAGCGCCUGAUUUCCAACAGUUGACGUUCAAAGAUGGAUCGACACGAAGAGCAAGAGCAUGAGGCGUACGGGAGUGAUUUCCCUGACGAGGGAGAGAUGGACGCCGAUAUCGACAUGUCUUCCGGGGCUCUAGAAGACGAGGACCAUGGCCCUAACUCCAAGGAUUUGGAGGACAUGAAGAAGAGACUGAAGGAGAUUGAAGAAGAAGCUGGCGCUCUCCGUGAAAUGCAGGCCAAGGUUGAGAAGGAGAUGGGAGCUGUGCAAGAUUCCCCAAGUGGUUCUGCAACUCAAGCUGAAAAGGAAGAAGUGGAUUCUCGUUCAAUUUAUGUUGGUAAUGUAGACUAUGCCUGUACGCCUGAAGAAGUGCAGCAGCAUUUCCAAUCCUGUGGAACAGUUAACAGAGUGACAAUCUUGACUGACAAGUUUGGUCAGCCAAAAGGAUUUGCUUAUGUUGAAUUUGUUGAAAUUGAUGCUGUUCAAAAUGCUCUGUUAUUAAAUGAAUCAGAACUACAUGGCCGUCAGUUAAAGGUCUCUGCUAAGAGAACCAACAUUCCUGGAAUGAAGCAAUAUCGAGGAAGGUUCCCCAAUCCUCAUGGCUUCAGAUCUCGAAGGCCAUUCAUGCCUGGUCCUCCCUUCUAUCCUCCUUAUAGUUAUGGGAGGUCUCCAAGGUUCAGGCGGCCCAUGCGAUACAGACCAUACUAAUGAGCAGCUGUCACCAAUUUAAGUAGACCAUCUCUCAUCAAUGAGGAUGGUCGUUUCAACACUGUGGGUAUACAAGGGACUGAAAGACGUGUAUCAUCAUUUGCAUGGCGAAGGCCAGUCUGAUUUUUCUUAAUUAAUAAUUUUCCGAGUGCUUGAUUCUUGUGCAUCAACUUUUACUUGUUUUAUAGAGGAUAAAGGGGGCGCCAGAUGUUCGAAUGUUGUGUUUUUCUUUUCCUCUAUUGAUUUUUUACCCUUUUGAUGUAUUUAGAAUUCAUGAUGUAAGAUCUAAAGCUUCUGGGUGAGGGUUGAAACUUUGGGGAUUUGUAAUUGACCACUCUAUGCAUUUAUAGUUCAGGAAUCAUAGUAGCAUGUUAGUUAUGUUACAGUUCAUUUGUGAGCCUGUGGCAAUUUGUUGCUAUGGUUUCUACUUAAUCCAAGGUUAUUUGCUGAGGACUA